AUGGCAUUAAACCAACAGAAAGUAUGUAAGCUGAGCGCUCGGGGGACGGGGGGAAAACGAUGCCCCGGGCAGUUGAGCCCCCGUGGGCACCGUCCUGGAGUCGGGCCACCCCGACAGGCGUCGCCCGCCGGGAAUCCCCGGACAGCUGGCCGGCGCAGGGCGUCCAGGAGCGGCGCGCGACCGUCCUUCCCCAGCACAGCCCCCCGACUAGCUAGCUCGUCGGCGACCGCGACCGCCGCCGGCCUCCCCGCCCUCCUCCGCCGGACGCCGCCGAGGGCUGAGGUCAGAAAAACAAUAAAGGAGUCGCGGGAAGAGGACGCCGCCCCCUCCCGCCGCCCCGGAGCCCGCGCGCAGGUGAGCCUGCGCCGCGGCCUCGCCCAGGUGCAGCCGCGCGGGGCGGACACACGCCGACACGGGCCGCGGGGCAGCCCGGGACCCUGCACCGCCCGCCGCCCGCCGCCCCGCACUCACCAGCGCCCGCCGGCUCCUCGGCGGACGCUCGGCCGCCUCCCCGAUCGCCUCAGCCGGCGCGGCGCUCCCAGAGCCCGGCCCCGCCCACCCCGCCCCGGUGCGGCCGCGCUCCUCACGCCCAACUUCACGUCGGCCCUCCGCCCGCAGCACCCACGCCGCCGCGGCCCCGGCUCCCACAGCCACCGAGCUGCCGGAGCGGCGCCCACGACGGCCAGUCCGCACACUGCGCACGCGUGCCCGCGCCGCCUCAGCCCCCAGACGGCGGCCGAGAUUCCGAAGCCGGCACUCCCAGCCCGCGGAGACUACAAGUCCCGGCAGGCCCCGCGCGGGUCCCGGCAGCGUGGCGGGCCGGGCAUCGGGCGUCUUCCUAAUUCCAGAGGAGGUGGCCUCGGCGUGUCGGGGCGGGCCGCGCGUGGAGCCCUGGUCCACUGCGCCGCGGUGCCUCCUGGGACUGGUAGUUUUCGAGGAGCAGGGGCUUGGCUCGGAGUGGGCGGGGCGGAAACUCGGGGUUCUCUGAUGUCAUCGGCUAGAGCUUCGCGGCAUGGGGAUCUUUAAAAAUAGGCUUCGCUCGUUUGCGAAUAAUUUGUUUGCAAGCUGUUCCAUAAUCGGUCCAGGAAGCAUAAAUUGACAGGCCGCUGUGUGACCUGGAGAAAAACGCUUUACAGCUCUGCGUGCCAAUUCUUUGCUCGUAACCGUUUCUCCCUGGAACUAUGGGUUCCACCUCCUACUGUAUAGGACAGGAGGCUUAGAGAAACUUGAAGGAUUAACUGAAAUUCUUUCGGGAAAGAUGGAGCAUAAAUAUUAUUCUCAUGACUAUUCAUAAAUGUUUAACAUCUUUGUUGCGCACCUACUAUGUGCCAAGUCCCAUGGUAGACGCUAAGCGUACGUCUGAGAGCGAGACAGACACCGUCCUGUCCUCACGGAGCCUGCAAUCUGGGAAGGGAGAUCUCCUUAAGCAACAUCAUUUUAGAUUUUACUUACGUGGAGAAACGGAGAUUUUAGCUGUUUUGUUCAUCACGGUGUCUUCAGUGCCUAGAACAGAAAUAUUUGUUCCAUGGUGAAGGCCGCCAGCCAACUUCACAGUCAGAAUCAGAAGUUAACGGAAGAGGCAACUCCAGAAGUAAACCCUUAUUCUCGCUACAAAUCAGAACCAAUGUGGUACAAGAAUUAAACAUGAACCAAACACUCUGGGAACCCAGCUUUGUUCCUGUCAUGUCUCCUCCAGAAACUGAGUAGCAGAGAGUGAAAAACAGCUCCUCCCUAAUUUUCAGUUUAAAAAUGAAACCUGUGUGGCGCCCGGGUGGCUCAGUCGAUUAAGCGUCCAACUUCGGCUCAGGUCAUGAUCUCACAGUUCCAUGAGUUUAAGCCCCACAUCAGACUCUCUGCUGUCAUCGUGGAGGCCGCUUUGGAUCCUCUGUCCCCCUCACUCUGCCCUUCCCCUGCUCACUUGUGCUCAGUCUCUCUCUCUCUCUCUGUCAAAAAUAAAUAUUUUUUUAAGUUACAAAAAAUAAAAUAAAAAAUAAAAAUGAAACCUGUAGCCGUCAGUGGGGUUGCUGUUCUGGUUGAGGAGGCGGAAGGCUGGCCCUCCCAGCCUUCCCACGUACUGAGCCUCAGCCAAGCGAUAUGAAGGAUGAGUCUCAGUAAUUACCCAGGGUGGGGCGGAUUAAGUGACCUACCCAGAAUACAGAUCAGGUGACUGGAUGCUCCUUCUGGAGCUCACUCUUGUGUCCCAAGGCUGGAGGGCAAUCAGGAAGGAACUAUGAAGGACUGCUCACCAAGUCAUGCUCACAGAGAUGCGAGAACAGGAUUUCGUAACAGGUCAGCAACCAACCCAAACUCCAGGCUCAACAAGAAAAAAAAGGGGGAUCAGGGGAGAUAAUUGCCUCCGGGAUUUUUAGGGAGCGGAACCAGGUAUGUUCUGCCUUGGAAUCAUCAGGCAAUAAGGAAUGGAACCUGAUGCAGAGUAUUUAUUGCCUAAUUCCACAGGACCCCUAAAAGUCCUCAGCACCCACUGUGAUCUCUGGGGUCUGGUGAGGCUCCAGCCCCAUCACACACCCCAGUUAGGUCAUACUUUAAUUCUCUUGACCGCAUGUGGCAGGUCUGGGAUGCUGGUAAGGCCUAAAGUCGUGGAGCACAGAAUGCCUGCUCUCGUCCAAACAUGUGGAAUCUUGCUCCAGGGUAGCAUAAAAAUGUGAAAAGGAAGAUUUUCUGAAGCCAAAGUGUGUGUCCAGGACCACGGCUGGGGAGCUAAGUGGAGGAACAUUCUAGAAAGUAAAGAGCUCUUUCUCCCAGACAGAGAUGGGAGAAGAUCUGGGAAUGAAUCCAUUUUGGGCUUCACACAUCCCUCAGCCUGUGGGAAUUCCUCCU
Acinonyx jubatus (cheetah) is the source of this 2838-nucleotide messenger RNA. RefSeq names its product translation initiation factor IF-2-like. The coding region runs from base 1 to 1026 and encodes 341 amino acids. The transcript is spliced from 3 exons. NCBI's taxonomy places the organism in Eukaryota, Metazoa, Chordata, Mammalia, Carnivora, Felidae. The record is from RefSeq and is a predicted model, not a curated record.